Blumeria graminis f. sp. triticale is the source of this 1509-nucleotide messenger RNA. The record is from the annotation of a GenBank genome assembly. Lineage: Eukaryota; Fungi; Ascomycota; Leotiomycetes; Helotiales; Erysiphaceae.
AUGUCACGAGUAGCCUCAUUAGACAAAAAAGCUGCUGAUCCCAUUGGUACUGGUAUUAUCUCUACUGCCAGGCAAUCCUGGCUUGAUUUAUUCAUUUGGCACCAUCGAGUUACCACUGUCUUGGACGGCGAAAAGACAAAAUGUGAAUGGGUAGCACCUGAACCCCUCCAAAAUCCAAUAAAUCUUUUUCGAAAACUUUCAGCGCGAGACUGGUUAUUCUUUGUAGUAGGAUUCUUGGCCUGGACUGCUGACGCCUUUGAUUUUCACGCCUUAUCCAUCCAAACUACCAAAUUAUCUCGCUACUACCAAACAAGUAAUACAGUCAUCACAAGUACUAUCACCCUCACUCUCCUCCUCCGCUCCCUUGGAGCUGCAAUUUUUGGAAUCUCUGGCGAUAAAAUUGGCCGUAAAUGGCCAAUGGUACUAAAUAUGAUCAUAUUGGGCUUACUUCAAAUUGCUACCAUAUAUUGCGAAACUCUUGGUCAACUUCUGGGUGUGCGAAGUCUCUUCGGUCUAUUCAUGGGCGGUAUAUAUGGGAAUGCGACUGCGAUGGCUUUAGAAAAUUGUCCCAUGGCGGCACGUGGUCUAAUGUCUGGUAUCUUGCAACAGGGUUAUUCGUUUGGUUAUGUGUUGGCUGCGUGCGCAAAUCUAGGGGUAGGCGGGGCACCAGAGAGUUUUAAAAAGGUCUUUUGGAUAGGUGCCGGCUUUUGUAUAGCUGUGGGCCUUAUUCGAACCCUUUUCCCCGAAUCUAAACAAUUUCUCGUCGCCAAGGCAGCUGGUCACCGAAGUCUCAGCCCCAAGGAAUUUUGGCGUCAAACACGGCAUAUGAUGGCCACCGAGUAUAAAAUAUGUCUUUAUUGUAUUCUUCUUAUGACCUGGUUUAACUUCUACUCACACUCCUCGCAAGACUCCUACACAACUUUUAUGGAAAAGUCCAAAGGCUUGAUUAAUUCCGCCGCUAGUAGGGCCUCUAUCUGGAUGAAGGUAGGUGCCUGCGUCGGGGGCACGAUUAUGGGAUAUAUUUCUCAAUUCUUUGGCCGCCGUCGGACCAUGAUUGCUGCCUCACUGAUAUCAACUCUUAUGAUUCCCGGGUGGAUUUUGCCCCAUUCUGAGCAGGUGCUUAGCUUCACAGGAUUUAUCAUGCAGUUUUUCGUGCAGGGCGCUUGGGGUGUAAUUCCCAUUUACCUCAAUGAGCUAGCACCAGCAGCUUACCGCUCGACAUUUAGUGGCAUAACCUACCAGGUUGGCAAUAUGAUAUCAUCUCCGAGCACUCAGAUUGUCAAUGCCCUCGCUGAACACUUUACGGUCGAUGAUACAGGCGGCACUCAAGUACCGGCAUAUGGACCGGUUAUGGGUGUGGCUACCGCCUUUAUCGCUCUCGGUAUCGCCGGAACUCUCGCGAUUGGUCCUGAGCGCAUGGGUCGAAGUUUUGAAGAAGACGAUUCACUUUUGACUAUCGCAACUGUCGAGAAAAAAGCUAUUGGCAGUCCUGAACCGGGUGUCGUCUGA